Thyridium curvatum is the source of this 1275-nucleotide messenger RNA. RefSeq lists its product as uncharacterized. The coding region runs from base 1 to 1275 and encodes 424 amino acids. Lineage: Eukaryota; Fungi; Ascomycota; Sordariomycetes; Thyridiales; Thyridiaceae. The record is from RefSeq and is a predicted model, not a curated record. The transcript is spliced from 2 exons.
AUGCCGAGCGACGCGCCCCAUGGCGGCGAGUACCGCCAGUUUCUCCCCGAUCUCGGAAUCCCCAGGUUCACAACCAUGAAGACGCAGGACGCCCACGUCUACGCCGAGGCCUUCAAGAAGGGCGGCAACCCGCCAUGGCUCCACGCGCUCUACAUGUUCUGGCUGCAAUUGGUCAAGGAGCCAUUCAAGGGCGUCACAAACGAUGGAACUGUGCGCCCUGGUCUGUUUGAGCUCCAGGAUGAAGGCGUGCCCGUGCAGGACAUCGUCAACGCCGUCGGGGCGCUGAACGGCGACCUGAACCAGGACCAGCUCCUGCGCCUUACCUAUCACAUCGACUCGCCCGAGUGGAGGACUUGGUCUAACCCCGAGUUCCUGCUCAGCGACAAGGGCAUACGCCUUGAUGAGCUGUCCCCCUCCACGCGCGACAAGGUCAUGAAGGUCAUCGAGCUCAGUCUAUCUCCCGAGGGCUACGCAAAGGCCGUCGGUGCCAUGCGCAUCAAUGGCUUUCUCGGCGAGCUUGUUGAGUCCCCUGCCGUCAUGAACGAGUUCUCUUACAACUUCGUCAUCUUCGGCAAGCCUUCAGCCACCGAGCCGUGGGGAUUCUCGUUCUAUGGCCACCAUUUGUGCUUGAAUAUCUUCUUUUACAAAUCCCAAAUCAUCGUCUCCCCGUGGUUCACUGGCGCGGAGCCCAACCUCAUCGACGACGGGCCGUACAAGGGCACCCGUAUCCUCGAGGAAGAGGAAAGACUCGGUCUCCAGCUGAUGCAGAGCCUGCCGGCCGAACAGCAGUCUCGCGCCCAAAUUUACAAGCUCAUGAAGGACCCGGCCAUGCCGCACGGCCGCUGGAACCACGACGACCAGCGCCAUAUGUGCGGCGCCUACCGCGACAAUCGCAUCGUCCCUUACGAAGGAAUCCUGGUUUCCGAGAUGACGCCUGGACAGCAAGACAUUGUCAUGGGUAUCUUGAACCAGUACCUCCUGUACCUGCCGCAGAGGUCAAGAGACAUGCGUCUCGCACAGAUCAAGUCGUGGUUCCACGAGACCUACUUCUGCUGGAUCGGCGGCUUCGGCAACGAAGACCCCUUUUACUACCGCCUGCAGAGCCCCGUCAUCCUGGUCGAGUUCGACCACCACUCUGGCGUGUUCCUGACCAACAGCGAACCCGCCAAGUUCCACAUCCACACCCUGCUGAGGACCCCCAAUGCCGGCGACUACGGCAUGGCUGUGCGGCCGCUGAUACCGGGUGUCAAGCAGGAAUUUGUGUGGGAGGGCUGA